Arvicola amphibius (Eurasian water vole) is the source of this 595-nucleotide messenger RNA. Its product is annotated as prostate and testis expressed protein 13-like. The record is from RefSeq and is a predicted model, not a curated record. NCBI's taxonomy places the organism in Eukaryota, Metazoa, Chordata, Mammalia, Rodentia, Cricetidae.
GCUGCCUUCCAAGUGGUUGGAGGAAUGGAAACACAGGAUGUACCCUCUUCUUGGAACGUUAUAGAAAAGAUCCAGUUGUGUUGGCUUAAAUUUAUGAUUCUUUGAUCCUAGUGGGAUGCCUGAGGGCAGAUAAUGGGAAUAAAUGUAGCUGGAACCUCCUGGUGGGACUUUGUCAGAAGGAGGCUCAAGUAUGUUUCGAAUGUUUCUGCUGGGUAUAUCCAUAAUUCUCCUCCUGGACUCAGGUGAAAGGGCGCUGACAAUCCAAUUGAUCAGACGUUGCAACCUAUGUGAACACUUUGACGGGUUCAAAUGCCUGAGUGGCAUGAAAAGUUGCUGGAAGUUUGACGUGUUUCCAGUUAACAGGAGUUGUACCACAGAAAACUUUUAUUUUAAUAACCGUUUGACAGGGCUAUACCUCUUUCGAUAUUCAAACUCGUCCUAACCUUGUGGACAAGGAAUGUUUCAGGUAUUCCAUGACCUUCUGAGAGAAACCUUUUGCUGUAACCAAAAGAACUUCUGUAAUGAUGGCCUAGCUACCUUAGAGACCUCAUCGCUAUAUUUUGAGGAUAUAAGGGAGAAAGAAAGAGUUGAAUGA